Messenger RNA from Acaromyces ingoldii, 1500 nucleotides. RefSeq lists its product as hypothetical. The transcript has 5 exons. The coding region runs from base 33 to 1466 and encodes 477 amino acids. Gene Ontology annotation, biological process: phosphatidylcholine biosynthetic process. NCBI's taxonomy places the organism in Eukaryota, Fungi, Basidiomycota, Exobasidiomycetes, Exobasidiales, Cryptobasidiaceae. The record is from RefSeq and is a predicted model, not a curated record.
AUAACAACAACGCGCAGACACAACAGAACGCCAUGGAGGUGACAGAGACUCCGCUUCUGACGAGGACCAACAGCAUGGAGAGCUCCACGAGCGCGGCAGACUCGCUGCAUUCGCAGCGUGAUGCAGAUCUCCUAGGUCUGCCGAGGGACCUCGAUGGCGCCCCCAUUGAGCCCUAUCCAACGACUACCCUGACGGACCUCGUUCAUACCUUUUUCGCAAAUACGCCCCAUCUCGACAUGGAUAUACUCGAUCGGAAGCUGCGUUCUGCCUCGGACAAGGUUCGACAACGCGUCCGUAGGAAAGGCGAGAAGCAAGGGGACGGACGUGGUGGCGGUAGCAAGACCGCAGGUCGAGAACGACGGCGAGCCGAGAUCCGCCGGUUGCGAGAGAAGGUGUCAAAGCGGAUAGAUUCACUGAGCACGCAAUGGGACGACGCCAAGAACGUCAGGCUGCGAGACAAAAUCUGUUUCAUGGUCGGUGUCAUGAACCUGGUCGUCAGCAGUCUCAUCUUCGCCUAUAAGCCAGCAUGGAUGCCGCUCAGCUACACGAUCCAGACAACGUACUUCUUGCCCCUCCGCGUGUACUCAUACACUCGCAAGAAGUGGACCUACUUUCUAUUUGAUUACUGUUACUUCUCCAACGUGCUCAACUUGGCCUAUUUAUGGCUAUUUCCGCAGAGUCAGUUCCUCUUUACGGUCGCCUACUGUGCCGCCCACGGUCCUCUGGCCUUCAGCAUCGCGACCUGGCGAAAUUCGGCUGUCUUUCACUCGCUCGAGAAAAUGUGUUCCCUCUUCAUACAUCUAUACCCGCCAAUUGUCUUUACGGCCAUCCGACACUUCAUGGACAAGAAGGAACGCGAGUCUCGAUUCCCAGCGCUGCGGGCUCUACCAAGCCUCGACGGCUGGACUGCAUUUACCUUUAACGUCUCCUUCUACCUGUUCUGGCAACUGUGCUACUUUGUGCUCAUUACUAAACGCAAGGCCGACAAGAUUGCGUCUGGAGAACGUAUCAACAGCUACUCGACCAUGGCCAAGGGCAAGGGGCCCGUAGCCAAUCUGCUCCAAAAGGUGUCGGUCAACCGGCGAGAGUUUGCUUUCAUGCUGCUGCAAAUGGCCUACACCAUCAUCUGCACCCUGCCCGCCCCUCUGCUGUUCUAUAAUUCCAAGCGGGCUAGCGCCGUGUUCAUCCUCUUCCUUAUUCUCCUCUCGGUAUGGAAUGGCGCGGGUUACUAUGUCGAAGUGCUCUUCAAAAAGUCUGCUGAGCUUCAACGUGAGCUGGAGGCGCUCAAACACGAGAUCGAGGCUGCUCAAACGGCCGCCGCUUCGGCGUCUGGUGAGAGCGAAGCCGGCGGGACUAGCCAUCCGCCCACGGCACCAGGCAGCGAGGCGGGUGACGAUGACGAGCAAGACGUCGAAGACGUCGAGACAAGGCAUGACGGUUCAAUGCGCAAAGACAAGGAUGCGUGAAAUGGCAUUUGGAAUGUUAAUGAAGAUACAUUGC